CUCUCUCUCUCUCUCUCUCUCUCUCUCUCUCUCUCUCUCUCUCUCUCUCGCCAGGAAUAUCAAUCUCAGGCCCUGAGGCCUGGAGAUAGCACAGAGAGAACCAUGGAGAUUGCUUCAGACAAAGCCAAUGAAGCCAAACAGGUCACGAGCAAAAAGGGUGGACUCAAGACCAUGCCCUUCAUCAUAGCAAAUGAGAUAUUGGAGAAGGUUGCUGGGUACGGGCUGCUUCCAAAUAUGAUCUUUUACUUGAUUAGAAAAUAUCACUUCAAUGCUGCUUCGGGUGCAAAUGUCCUCUUUUUGUGGUCGGCCACAUCGAACUUCACGCCCGUCCUAGGCGCUUUUAUUUCCGACUCUUUCUUGGGUCGGUUCCGCACCAUCGGGUUCACAUCGGUCAUCAGCCUUCUUGGCAUGAUCCUGUUGUGGUUGACGGCCCUUCUCCGAGAUGCCAGGCCUCCGCCAUGCGACCCAAGGAGCAAACCAUGCGAAUUCCCAACUUCGGCGCAGCUCCUGUUUCUGUAUUCCUCCUUUUCCAUCAUGUCUAUCGGGGCGGGUGGAAUCAGGUCAUGCUCAAUCGCGUUCGGUGCGGAUCAGAUCGACAAUCCCGAUAACCCCAGGAACGGGCGAAUCUUGCGGACGUUCUUCAACUGGUACUACGCGUCAGUUGGGGUUUCGAUCAUGAUCGCGGUGACUGUCAUAGUCGUCAUCCAGAAUUCGUACGGUUGGGUGAUCGGGUUCGGGGUCCCGGCAGGGCUAAUGUUUAUCUCAGUUGUGAGCUUCUUCUUGGGCUCUUCACUCUAUGUCAAAGUCAAGGCAGACAAGAGCCUGUUCACUGGCCUUGCUCAGACCGCCGUAGCUGCCUGGAAAAAGAGGCACUUGGAGUUGCCCAGCACAGACCAUGAUGCAAUCUAUUACCAUCGCAAGGGCUCGAAAGUAACUACACCAAGCGCGCAACUGAGGUUCCUAAACAAGGCUUGCCUUUUCAACAACCCUGAGAAGGACCUGGACUCUGAUGGAUUGGCCAUUGAUCCGUGGAGACUCUGCACAGUCAAGCAAGUUGAGGUGCUCAAAGCCCUGAUCAGAGUCCUUCCCAUUUGGUCCACCGGCAUUGUGAUCGGCGUCACCAUAAGCCAGAACUCGUUCCCGGCCCUCCAAGCGAAUACCCUGGACCGACGCAUCCUCUUCGGCAUCAGUAUCCCCGCAGCCUCCUUCGGCGUUUUCGGCCUCCUGACCCUCACAUUAUGGAUCGGGAUCUACGACAGGAUCAUCGUCCCCCUAGCCUCGAGGUUGACUAACCGGCCCCAUGGGCUUACCUUCAAGGAGCGGAUGGGGAUCGGGCUCCUCAUCUCCAGUGUGGCCAUGUUCGUGUCGGCUGCAGUGGAGCACAAGCGGCGAACCGAAGCGAUCCGAGAAGGGUUCGCCGAGAACCCGAAUGGAGUCCUGAAGAUGUCGGCGAAGUGGAUCGUCCCGCAGCAUUGCUUGAUUGGGCUAGCGGAGGCAUUCAACGCAAUUGGGCAAAUCAACUUCUACUACUCCAAAUUUCCCAAGAGCAUGGCAAGCAUUGCGGUGGCGCUUCUUACCCUGGGAAUGGCAGUGGGCAACUUGGUGGCGAGUCUGAUCGUGACCAUCCUGGACCACCUGAGCAAGAGCAGCAGGGACGGGACGUGGCUCUCCACGAACGUGAACAAGGGUCACUACGACUACUACUACUGGAUCUUGGGGGGUUUGAGCGUGAUCAAUUUCUUCUACUACCUCGCCUGCGCUUGGGCUUAUGAGGGUGGUGAGGAGCGAAAGGUUUGGGAUGAGGAUGAAUUGGAGGAUGAUCAAAAGAGUCAUCGAGGGUCUCCAAUGAUAAUUCGUGCUUGAUCUUUGCUACUUGUUCGCUACAUAAUGCCGAUGCUUCUUCUAAGUGUGUAACUCGUUGAAUCUCAGUGUCAAUGAUGUAUCGUUUGAU
Molecule: messenger RNA, 1951 nt
Organism: Eucalyptus grandis
Lineage: Eukaryota; Viridiplantae; Streptophyta; Magnoliopsida; Myrtales; Myrtaceae
Product: protein NRT1/ PTR FAMILY 1.2
Exons: 5
Coding region: 103-1863 (586 amino acids)
Biological process (GO): oligopeptide transport; transmembrane transport
Cellular component (GO): plasma membrane
Molecular function (GO): transmembrane transporter activity
Source: RefSeq, a predicted model, not a curated record